GCGUGUGUGCGCGUGCGGACGCAGGUUAAACUGAGUUGUUUGGGCUGUUGCGGGGAGAGAGGAGUCGCCCAAGAGGGUUUCAGCGCACGGAGUCACUACCUGCUGUCCAUCCCCACUGCCGAGGCCCGGUCUGGUCAGCGUUGCACUAAUAAAACUCAGAGCGAUAACUACCCUCACACACGCAGCACCGUCUUCGUUAGCGUAGCCAGCCAAAAAUACAGGAACCAUGCCCGAAAGGAGGCCCUUCGUACGGUUACCGACUGACGUUUACCCCGUCAACUACGGCUUAUGCCUGAAGCCCGACCUGAUCGACUUCACUUUCGAGGGCAAGCUGGAGGCGCUGGUGGAGGUUACACAAGCCACAAAUCAGAUUGUGAUGAACUGUGCUGACAUCGACAUUAUCACGGCUUCCUUUGCACCACAGGGAGGAGAAGAAAUUAACGCUACAGGAUUCAACUAUCAAAACGAGGAUGAAAAAGUCACCCUGUCAUUUCCUAGCGCUCUACAGAAAGGCUCCGGCACAUUGAAGAUCGACUUUGUUGGUGAGCUGAACGACAAAAUGAAAGGAUUCUAUAGAAGUAAAUAUACAACCCCUGCUGGAGACAUCCGCUACGCUGCUGUCACACAGUUUGAGGCCACGGACGCUCGCAGAGCUUUCCCCUGUUGGGACGAGCCAGCUAUCAAAGCCACCUUUGACAUCACUCUGAUAGUUCCCAAGGACCGAGUAGCCUUGUCAAAUAUGAAUGUCAUUGAUCGAAAGCCAUAUCCAGAGGACGAGAACCUCGUUGAAGUGAAGUUUGCCACCACCCCCAUCAUGUCCACAUACCUUGUAGCUUUUGUCAUUGGUGAAUAUGACUAUGUGGAGAGCCAGUCAUCAGAUGGUGUAACGGUACGCGUGUACACACCCGUGGGGAAGGCAGAACAAGGGAAAUUUGCACUGGAGGUUGCAACCAAGACCUUACCUUUCUAUAAAGACUACUUCAGUGUUCCUUAUCCGUUGCCUAAAAUUGAUCUCAUAGCUAUUGCUGAUUUUGCUGCUGGUGCCAUGGAAAACUGGGGCCUUGUUACCUACAGGGAGACAGCACUGCUAAUCGACCCGAAGAACUCCUGCUCGUCCUCCAGGCAGUGGGUGGCACUGGUGGUUGGACACGAACUCGCCCACCAGUGGUUUGGAAACUUGGUCACCAUGGAAUGGUGGACCCAUCUGUGGCUUAAUGAGGGAUUCGCAUCCUGGAUCGAGUAUCUUUGUGUGGACCACUGCUUCCCGGAGUACGACAUCUGGACUCAGUUUGUCUCAGCCGACUAUACCCGCGCUCUGGACCUGGACGCGCUGGACAGCAGCCAUCCCAUAGAGGUGAACGUGGGCCAUCCAUCAGAGGUAGAUGAAAUCUUUGACGCCAUCUCCUACAGCAAAGGAGCGUCUGUGAUCCGCAUGUUGCACAACUACAUAGGAGACGAGGACUUUAGGAAAGGAAUGAAUGCCUAUCUUUUGAAGUUCCAACAUAAAAAUGCAUCAACAGAGGACCUAUGGGACUGUCUGGAACAGGCCAGUGGGAAACCCAUCGCUGCAGUGAUGGGCUCGUGGACCAAGCAGAUGGGCUUCCCGAUCAUUGUAGUGGACCAGGAACAGCAAGGUGACGACCGCAUUCUCAAGUUAUCUCAGAAGAAGUUCUGUGCCAGUGGACCGCAUAAUGGUGAGGAUUGCCCCAAUUGGAUGGUCCCCAUUAGUAUUUGUACCAGCGAGGACCCUAAAUGCACCAAGCUCAAGGUUCUGCUGGACAGACCGGAGACAACUAUCACUCUGAGUGGUGUUGCUUCAGACCAGUGGAUCAAGAUCAACCCCGGCACUGUGGGCUUCUAUCGCAUUCAGUACAGUUCGUCCAUGCUGGAGAGUCUGCUUCCGGGCAUCAGAGACCUCAGCCUGGAGCCUGUGGACCGGCUCGGCCUGCAGAACGACCUGUUCUCCCUGUCUCGUGCAGGGAUGAUCAGCACGGUCGAGGUGCUGAAGCUGAUGGAGGCGUUCGUCAACGAGCCAAACUACACGGUGUGGAGCGACCUCAGCUGCAACCUGGGAGUGCUGUCAUCGCUUCUGUCCCACACCGACUUCCACGAGGACAUCCAGGAGUUCAUCCGGGACCUCUUCACCCCCGUCGGCCUCGAGCUCGGCUGGGACAGCAAACCAGGAGAAGGUCACCUGGACGCCCUGUUGAGAGGCCUGGUUCUGGGGAAGCUCGGAAAGGCGGGACACAAACCCACACUGGAGGAGGCCAGACGGAGAUUCAAGGACCAUGUGGAGGGCAAGCUGGUCCUGCCUGCAGACCUCAGGAGCCCCGUGUAUUUAACAGUGCUGAAGCAUGGAGACAGUGCCACAUUGGACACCAUGCUGAAGCUCCACAAACAAGCUGACAUGCAGGAGGAGAAGAAUCGUAUCGAGCGAGUGCUGGGCGCCAUCUCCGCCCCCGACCUCAUUCAGAAAGUCCUCAACUUCGCCCUCUCGGAAGAUGUCCGUCCCCAGGACACGGUGUCGGUAAUCGGGGGCGUGGCAGGGAGCAGCAAACAAGGCCGGAAAGCUGCCUGGAAGUUUGUCAAGGACAACUGGGAGGAACUUUACAACCGCUACCAGGGCGGCUUCCUCAUAUCACGGCUCAUCAAGCUCACGGUCGAUGGAUUCGCUAUUGACAAAAUGGCUACUGAAGUGAAGAGUUUCUUUGAGAGUCACCCGGCGCCGGCGGCCGAGCGCACGGUGCAGCAGUGCUGCGAGAACAUUCUCCUCAACGCCGCCUGGCUGAAGCGCGACGCGGACGACAUCCACCAGUAUCUACUGCAGCGCAAAGCGCCCCCCGUCUGAGCCGGGCCCCCCCCUCAGCCGCCUCC
Xiphias gladius (swordfish) is the source of this 2874-nucleotide messenger RNA. It is a transcript of the gene npepps, whose product is annotated as aminopeptidase puromycin sensitive. The record is from RefSeq and is a predicted model, not a curated record. Lineage: Eukaryota; Metazoa; Chordata; Actinopteri; Istiophoriformes; Xiphiidae. Gene Ontology annotation, cellular component: cytoplasm. Bases 227 to 2848 code for a protein of 873 amino acids. The transcript has 23 exons. Gene Ontology annotation, molecular function: zinc ion binding; peptide binding; metalloaminopeptidase activity. Gene Ontology annotation, biological process: peptide catabolic process; proteolysis.